GUCGCCCACUCGACGGUUUGCCCAACCUCGUCUGAGUCACGAGUGUCGGGGGCGGCUUCAAAACCGGACGGCUGCGGGAUCUUCGGAACAUUCGACAACAUGCGACGACCAAGUUUGCUGGCCUGCCUCGGCCUCGUGUGCGCGUGCGCCGCCGCCUCGCUGGCUAGCGUGGUGGACCCCAGGGGAGCGCGGCCCGUGGUGCCCAACACCCGAUCUGACAAGUGCGCCCCCGAGAAGGAGUGGCCUUUCUGCACCGACGACGACUGGGGUAACAAGUGUCCGUCAGGCUGCAGGAUUCAAGGUUUGAUGGACCACCAGGAUCACAGCCUCCUGAAGAAAAUCGAAAAGAUCCGCGAUAUGCUGCAGCAGUACCAACUCGGGUACCGCUCGGCCGAUCAAGUGACCAAGCAAACAUACGACUUCCUGAAGGAGAAGCUCAUCCUGAACUCCGGCCAAGACGACCGCUACUACAACUUGGCGCAGAGCCUUCGCCAGAGGAUCUCCGACAUGAAGGUGAAGAUCGACCAGCAGCUGCGGCUCCUGCCGGCCCUCCGCGAUCGGGUGAUUGAUCAGGUGGCCCAAAUGCAGAAACUUGAGGUGGACAUCGACAUCAAGUUGCGGUCCUGCAAAGGUUCUUGUGAGAAGUACUUUGAGCACCAGGUGGACCACGCCGGUUACGUGGCUCUGGACAAACAGAUGAACCAGCUCCAGGCCCAGCAGGUGCAGAGCAUCCAGUCUGUGCGCCAGUUGGAAGUGAUGCAGAGCAGGCCGUUGCAAGAAGCGCUCGGGGGCACCAUCUACAAGUCCAAGGCUACCAAAACGGGACAGCAAGAGAAAGACGUCUUCCACGAGGUGAAAUCCCUCCAGCUGAUUCUCGAGAUGGAAGGUUCCAUAUCCUCCCCCGCAACUAUCUCCAAAGUUCCAGGUACUUCCACCUCUUCAUCAAGCUCCUCCACGCAUUCUAAGUCCAUCACUGAGGUCUCAAGAGGCAACACCGGAGACUUGACUGGCAGCGUUAGCAGCACACAAAAUUGCGUGGUAGUGACCAAGACAAUCACGGAGAUGACCCCGGACGGCCCCGUGGAAAAACAAGAGGAGACCUUACAGGGUGGUCCCGAAUGUUCCUUUUUCUCCAGCCUGAGCCAUGUCCCCUCCUACAUCAAGACCACUCACGUGGGCGGCGUCAAAGGAAGCCAAUUGGACACAAAAUUAGACUCCCCACAGCCCUUUGCGGGGGUGGGCUACGACUUGGGAAAGUUCUUUAGUGACAACGCGGAUGAUGACGUUCCCGCCGUGCACGCUCGCAGCGUGCAAAGCGCGCAAGUCGAUCGCCAGAGCGAUUACACGGGAAAAGAUUGCGUUGAUAUCUUCCACAAGCACACCCGGGGGGAAACGAGCGGCUUGUUUAACAUCAAAGCCUCGGCCGCCGCUGACCUCGUGUCAGCGUACUGCUUCCAGGAAGGGUUGUUGGGAGGCUGGUUGUUAGUCCAGCAGAGAGAAAACGGCUUGCUCAACUUCAACAGAACUUGGGCCGAGUUCCGCGAAGGUUUCGGACGUGUGGACGCGCAGGGGAGGGGGGAGGUGUGGCUGGGCAACCAGAACCUCCACUUGUUGACCAGCCAGGGUGAGACCCUACUGAGGGUGAAGAUGCAGGACGGGGAGGGGGGCGUUCGCACUGCAGACUACAUCGUUCGCGUGGGUCCUGAGGAGGAGGGGUAUCCGUUACAUGUCUCCGGUUACAGCGGCACCGCAGGCGACGCCCUCGCAAUGUCCUCCGCGUCCCACAGUGGGAUGAAGUUCAGCACUUGGGACCGGGACAAUGACGCGGGGGCAGGAAACUGCGCGGCCACACGCGGCGGGGGCUGGUGGUACAACAACUGCCAAUUGGCCAACCUCAACGAUGGCGCCGGCGCGGUGUGGGACGGUCGGCGCCUCAAGAGUGUGCAAAUGUUUGUGCGACCUGCCACGUUAUGAAAUUCUCCUGAGUUGACCUUUGGUUCUGUUGACUUUCCACCCCUUGUUUCCAAAAUGUUCAGCACUGAACUCAAUAAACGAUCGAUGUUCACCUCA
Messenger RNA from Hippocampus zosterae (dwarf seahorse), 2070 nucleotides. Its product is annotated as fibrinogen alpha chain-like. Gene Ontology annotation, molecular function: signaling receptor binding. Gene Ontology annotation, cellular component: fibrinogen complex. Bases 100 to 1974 code for a protein of 624 amino acids. The record is from RefSeq and is a predicted model, not a curated record. Lineage: Eukaryota; Metazoa; Chordata; Actinopteri; Syngnathiformes; Syngnathidae. The transcript is spliced from 8 exons. Gene Ontology annotation, biological process: blood coagulation; platelet activation; protein polymerization.